Molecule: messenger RNA, 6138 nt
Organism: Vespa velutina
Lineage: Eukaryota; Metazoa; Arthropoda; Insecta; Hymenoptera; Vespidae
Gene: Gbs-76A
Product: glycogen-binding subunit 76A
Exons: 2
Coding region: 1391-3832 (813 amino acids)
Biological process (GO): regulation of glycogen biosynthetic process
Cellular component (GO): protein phosphatase type 1 complex
Molecular function (GO): protein phosphatase 1 binding; glycogen binding
Source: RefSeq, a predicted model, not a curated record
CAAACAAAAUUAUUACGUGUUUGUACUUUGUUGUGUUUACUUUGGUAUUAUAUCGAAUCCCCAUUCAUACCACGAUAACUUCAUUUAAAAAAGCGGAAUAGAAAGUCUUUAAAACCGUUGACGUUUGUGAAUUUGCGCAGGAGAUCUUUCUUCGUCAGCAUUACUAUUUCCAACGACGAAGAACAAUUCGUCGAUAAGAUUUAAACACAGCAUUCACCCUUCAAGUUCCUCUGGUGCAUGAUUUUAUCUUAUCCAGCCUCCUCUCCGAGCUCGACUCUUCUUAAAUACUUUGCGAUGUUUUCUUUCUCUCUUUUUAUUUUGCCUUGUAGUAGUGUUUCUCGGUGAAGCGUUAAUAGCCCUGAUAACCUCACGUAUUGUCCGAUUGCUUGGGCUAACAAUCGCGCGCAUUAUUAGUAACGUCUCGUGAUUCGUUCGCAUUCGAAUCGCGAGACCGCCUUGCUUUCCGUUCUCGACGGAAAAAUCUAUCAUUUCGUUCGGAAUGAUAGAUAGCCCGCGUGCUCCUGCCUUUCUGCAUAAUGUUAAUUUCGUCAAAUUGAUGAUCGUGCGUGCGUUCGUUUGUAUUUAAGCGAGUUUCGGCAUAUACGCGGAGUUUUUCUCAUGCGAAUUUCUAUUCGCCUUGAAUCUUCAUUAAGUACUCAUGCGUCGAAUGAAAUGCACGUACACGUUGGCACGUACACGUUGGCUAAGCCAAUACUCGUCGAGUUUUUCAUGUACUCGCUGGACCAGCAUAGCUUUGCAUCCCUAUGUCGUGUGCGCGUGUGUGUGCGCGUUUGUGUAUAUAUAUAAGUACUUGUGUUUACUUAAUGAAUCAAGGCCAGAGAAAUAUCGAGAAAGUCACUUUGAUAUCCGAAAAAUGUAUAGAGAGAUUGUAAUGCCUUUCCUGGCUGACGAUGAACCGAUAAUCACAAUGAGACGGCGAUCUUAUUAUCGAAGAUAAAUAAACAAGUUCAAGGUUCAUUUGACAAUUUCAAAUCGAUGAUAUUAAUGAAAGAAAAGGAAAAUUAUAAAGAAUGUUAGAGAGAUAUAUAGAGAAAUCGAUCGACAUUUAAUCAUAAAGUUGCUCCUCGAACGGUCGAUAAUAACCGACGAUGAAAAAUCUCUUCGCGCGCGCGCGUGCGCGUUCAUGAUGACGAUAAUAAAACAACUAAUUAUAGUAUCUCGAAGGAUGCCCGAUAAUCAUGGUUCCAUUGUCCGAUAAAAUAAAUAGAUCAAUACGGGGAAUCGCGAACCAAAGGAAUUGGACAGUCCGAGUUCGAGUUCGAGUUCGGAUUUUCGGCUGGACUCGGACGCGAGCUCGGUAACAGGCUCAUCCUCGAAUCUCGAUAGGAGAUUAUCGUCGGACGGUAAGACGGAGAAGACGGUAUCGAAGAUGAGCAGCACAAACUCAGCCGGUACCGAAUAUGGACGAGGACGAGGACACGGUCACACCGAUAAUUCAUGCGGCUUGGUGGGUUCUCUCUUUUCCGGUGGUUGUCGCGGACGAGCGGAAGCCUUUGCUCGGCGUCUUCAUCGACGGCUUACAUCAUUGGGUAACGCGGAUGAUUCUUCGCACGGUAUCUCGCCGACUACGACGUCAACGUCCUCAUCAGCAGAAGCGGCGGUGGCGGCGGCGGCGGCGGCAGCAGUGAUUACCAAGCCGAUAACGCGCGAGGUUGCCUCGUGGUUACAUGCACCCUCCGAAACAGCCGCUGGUAAUCCCAUAGAUUGUAUUUUUCGGCAUCAAUCGCGAAACAGUCCGGAAACGGAACUUUAUUGCGACUUCGAAGAUGAUCUAGAUUUCGAACACGAGCCAGGCUCACCAGCCGAAGAAGUCACACCGGCGGAAUUAGCCGAUUUGUUGGUAAAUACUGAAAUUCUUAAGACGAAUCAUCACGAAACUUGUCAUUGUUCACCGAACGGUCCGAGGCUAGGAAUCGAUCAGGAGUCCGAAUCGGAAUGCGUUUUCGCUUCGCCGGCAAGUGGAACCUCACCGGCGAGCGAGGCUUCCGAGAUUUACUUUGAUCCAGAAUCGUCAGACGCAGAAAAGAUUAAGAACGAGGUCUACUUUGAUCCUAUUACAAGUUCCGAGAGCGAGUCAACUUCAAACGUCUGUAACAAUUUGGAUGAUGUCUCGGUGAAAGAAAAGCCACCGUUGUUGGUAGAUAGAUCGUCUAUAUAUCGAGAGGAUUCGUCGGACUCGAGUCUAUCCGUGAGUAAGUACAAACCGUUGCCCUUGGAGAGGUUUCGCCUCGAUACUCGUCAGAAUAGACCCACUAAAGAGGAAUGCAGUUCAGAAGAUUCGUUGAACGAUAGAAGCUCUCGCGAGACCACUUCACCGAGUCACGAAUCUCUUUGGAGCACUUUCGACGACGAUAGCACCGUUUCCCUUCGCGACGAGACUACCAGGCCCGGCAACAAUUAUCUACCAACGUGCAAACAUCUUCCAAAGUCGCAUUCGGACUCAGAGAUACUGGACAACAUAGGUACAAUAACUUUAGCCCCGAGUACCUUAUCAAGAACGAUCGAGAAAAACGAGGAGGAAGGAUACGACAUUAUUGAUUUUCUCAGUUUUCGGGAAGAACUUACUCAAGAUCCGAUCAAAGAACAAGACUCCUCUUCUUGCGAUUUUACUGACGACAAGCUCAUUGGAAAUGUUACUACGGAGGAGGCGGAAACGAUUAGCGACGAUAGUCCUACGGAUGCAAACGGCCAAAUAGACACAGAUCUGGAAGAAUCAGCUAUCAACGAUGGGGACCUCUCCGUUUAUGUUAGUACAUUGAAUAUAGCCGAUCAACUCGUAGUAGAAUGUCCCACGGGAAGAAGACUGACGGAAAAAUUGAAUAAACCUGUAAUGAACGAAGUGACUUUGCAAAUCGAGAAUGAAACAGUAUUAAAUGCGAAGAGCGAUGAGAAAAUAUCUCUAUUCUUGUUGGACCUGGACAAAGAGAAGUCUAACAGAGAUCGGAGUGGUUCAAUAAAUAGAAACAAGUGGGGGGACGAGCGAGUUGCCUCGAAAGAAGCUAAAGAAGAAAACGAAGAUGUGGAGGAUGACGAAGAAGAGGGAGAGGGGAGGGAGUCAAUGGAAGAAGGAAGACCGCGGAGGCUUAGACGAUGUUCCUCGUUGAAGACUGGUAAGACACCACCGGGAACACCCGGAAGAAAAAAGAUCGUUAGAUUUGCUGAUGUUUUGGGCUUGGAUCUUGCGGAUGUAAGAACCUUCCUUGACGAAAUACCAAAGAUACCAAAUUCGGCAUAUAGCGAUUUGAUAUACGACGACAGCUUCCAAAAAGAAAGCAGUCCGGCGAAUCUUGGCCUUUCUACGAGCUGGCACCAACGAUAUUCUCCCGCGUCCACAUCAAGAGUCGUUGAUAGGACAUUAGUACCGCUCUUUCAACAACCCGGUGGACUUCCAAAUUUCCUCGAUUUCGUUCGAGAACGCAAAGUGUGCUUGGAAAAUGUUCUUGUCCAGGACCCAUUAACUCUCUGCAUACAAGGUACGGUGAGAGUUCUCAACAUCGACUUUCACAAAUCGGUUCACAUAAGAUACACCCUAAAUUCUUGGAAGAAUUUCAGCGAUCUUCAAGCGAGCUAUAUAUCGAAUUCGUGCGACGGCUUCAGCGACAAAUUUUCUUUCAUUCUCUAUUGUCACACUUUGACGAUCGGACAGAGACUGGAAUUUGCUGUCAGAUUUCAAUGCAAAGGCACACAAUUUUGGGACAACAACGCUGGCACCAAUUACUGUUUUCAAUGCUUACCGGUCUCUUCCAGCGUCGAAUACAUCUCGGUAACGGCGAGAGAAAAUCAAAGGGACUGGUCACCUGUGUUCUACUGAUUUCUACAUGCUCGACGACUAAAGAUUUUUAUCUUUAAACUCAUCCGGAAAUGAUACCCCGACGGCAACACUCAAUCUCUCUACCGACGAUCGUCAAUUAUUAUUUCCUGCCAAUUUCCGAAGAAUUCAAAAUACUCAAUUAAUAGUCCAAUCGAGUCCGGUCGUGUACCGUAUCGUUUAGAAAUUCGAUUAUAUGUUCAAGAAGGAAGACUGAGUAACUGACAAUGAAAGAACAUUGAUUUCAAUGAACGUAGUCAAGUAUAUCUACAGGAUAUUUUUGUGAUUAGAGUGAUAUACGAAAGUACAAGGAAAAAAAGCACGAAUACCUUGUCGAGAUGUUGGUGUCGUUGUAUCCAUUUUUAUGCUCUCGACUUUUUCUCUAUCGUCAUCUAUAUUUUCUUACGCUUACCUACGUAACAGAAGGAAUCCAUCUUGCUUUGCCGACAAGAAAAUCGUCGUGCGAUGGAGUUGUAUUUAAGUAAAUCACUUUCAAUAUCGUCCCUGGUAUUUUCCGAACGCUAUGAUGCGUGUGCCUAUAUAUGCGUACAUGCGUGCUUGUACGAUUCGAAUGAAGAAAUUUUUUAGUCGAUGACCAAUCUGAAAAUUAAAAGCACGUGUGGAUAUUACAUUAUCGCGACAAUAUUAUUAACAUCGAUAAAAAUAUGUAAUGAAAAUUAUGAUCGUUCGUUACCUUAAACACUUCCGGAAUUGUCGGUGAAUGUUCCAUAAAAUCGAGAUUACAUUAGGAAUACAUUUUUUAACAAACGUACAUCGUAGAAAUGAUGGCACUGAUAAUGUAAAUCCGCUUUGGUAGCGGUUUUCGUUAACAGUAUCAGAUAUAUUUUUCUUUCUCCUCAUAUAUUAAUUGUACGUAACAAUGAAUAUCUAAUUAAAUGAAUAAACGAGACGCAGAGUAGCGAGUAUUAGUCGAGUAACAUAUUGUUAAAUGCAAUAAUACGGUGGACCGGGGAUGUUGUAUCAAUCUCGUUUACUUUUAAAUUUCUCAUGACUAAUCUCUGUCGUCCAAAGUCAUGUAACGCGUAAAAAUCGUCCUCUGUACCUACCUACGUGCUUAUGGACGUGCCAAACAAACGGCAAUUAUAUAUAUAUAUAUAUAUAUAUAUAUAUAUAUAUAUAUAUAUAUAUAUAUACAUAUAUAAUGCAAUAUACAUUGCAGGCUUUAAAAGAGAACGUUUCGCGAGAAUAUAUAUAUAUGUAUCUGUUGGAUCAAAGAUUAGUACAAAGAGUGUUUUUCGGUAGUCGAGAUAUAUUGUAUAUGAAUAUAAUAAUAUAUCUAAAAUAUAUAUAUAUGUAUAUAUAUAUAUAUAUAUACAUAUAUACAUAUAUAUAUUAGAUAAACACGAAUGAAUUCAAAAGAAACAAAAUAUAUGUACACGGGGAUAAGAGCUUUCAUACUCUUGACUUCAGAUGAAAAUAAUAGAAGGAAUAAAUAUUUGAGAUGAAGAAAAAACAAAACAAAAGGAAGAAGAAGAAAUAGAAAAAGGAGAAUAUAUAAUUUAUUACAUAAUCGUAAAUUUUUGUAAAUAGAAUAGUAUCAGCGUUGAGUUUAUCGUCGAGUAUAUCUGUGCACAGUUUACAGAAAAUGAAAAAGAAAGAAAAGCAAAAAAGAAAAAAGAAAAAACAAAAAAAAAAAAGAAACAAAAAAGAAAAGGAACAAAAAACAAAAUAAAAGAGAUGUUUUAGUUGUAUAUACACUCGAAACGACGUUUAAACGACACCCUGUGAUAUGCUUUUUCGAAGAGAAGAGCGAAUUUAUUUCUGUUAAUCCUCUCUGAGAUAAGAAGACGAGACGAAAAAUCGAGCGAAGCUUUCUUAUCGUUCUAAUAAUCGCAACGCUUACCAAACGAACGAACACGAGAAAAUUCUCCGUUCGAAAGGAAAUAUAAUAAACGAAAACUCAUCGAUAUGCAAUAAAUACGAUAUAACCUGAUCGAUCAGCAGCGCGUUUUGUUUUACGUGCUUCUUCGAUAAAAAGAAAGGAUAUCACGUCUGAGAGGCUUUUGAUAAAUAUAUGUUCGAUAAUAAAAAUAUAUUAAACGGUGAAACGCAUUUAGUUUUGAGAAUGUCAAUGAUUGGACAUUUUAUCUUAGGUCCGUCCGAAAGAAGAUAUUUUUUAUUUUUAUCAGAAGCAACCUAAUAAUAAAAUAUGGAAUGGCCUUUUACGAAGAAUACUAUUAUCACUAUUACUACUAUCACUACCUUUAUUAUUACUAGUACUACUACUACUAUUACUAUCACCACCACCACAACUACUACUACUACUAUUACUACUACUACUACUACUA